This is a messenger RNA of Aphis gossypii (cotton aphid), 1085 nucleotides long. RefSeq lists its product as uncharacterized. The record is from RefSeq and is a predicted model, not a curated record. Bases 165 to 1085 code for a protein of 306 amino acids. The transcript is spliced from 3 exons. NCBI's taxonomy places the organism in Eukaryota, Metazoa, Arthropoda, Insecta, Hemiptera, Aphididae.
UGAAAAAAAGUGCCAAAGGGAAACUUCUUGAUUGUUUUAAUAAUAGAAGAAGAGAGUAUAAAAAGGCAGGUAUUAUUGCUGCUAGACGCUCCCCUUCUGUUGGACAUAUAUCCGAAUCGAUUUCAUUAUUAAGCCAAACUGAAACUGACACAGCAGGUAAUGUUAUGAGUUUUAACAUUCUAAUGGUCAUUUAUUACUUAAACCAUAUAAUUACCUUUGUUCAUUUUCAAAUUACAGGUAAUGAAAAUGUUGACGAUGAAAUAAAGUGGCUGGAUAAUUCUUCUGACCCAUGGAACCUUGUGGAAAAUUACUGGACCAUCACCAGAAAAGAACGUUUUAAGAAUGUGUUUAAUUCAAAUUCUAAAGAGCUUUUACAUUCGCAGUACAUGAAAAACUUUCCUGCAUUGAAAAAACCGAAUGGUUUUAACCUUUUGAUUAAUGACUUCGACUUUCUAUAUCCUAAAAAGAAAGAAAAUCUUUUGGAACAUUUUCCUAUAUAUAAAGAAAAAAUAUUAAACUUGGGCAAAAAAAUAUCAGAUAAUCUCAAAGAUUCUACAUUGAAGUGUAUUUUAAAUGAAUAUCUAGAUCUGAAAUCAGAAGGUGAAGAAACUUCAUCAUUGGCAGCCUUCCUUGUUCUACCAUUUCUCUUUUUCCCAAUAACAACCAAGAGGAAAAAGGGACAACCUGCCUGUAGACCUUCAAAAGUUGAAGUCAGAGAUAGUUUUAUCACUCAUUUAAGGUCGCAUUCUGAAGUUAAGGAAACUAUUACAAGGCGUAAAGAGAAGUAUGCUCGUUUGGGAAUCACUUUGCAACCACUAGUAAUAAUAGUAGGACCUGAUAUUAAUUCAAUUUCACAGUAUUUUGUUUUUGUUGAUGAAACAUAUUAUGUUUUAAAUUCGAUUGUUUAUGCAGUUGAUUGUUGUUUUAAGGUUAUACACGCUUUAAAUUUUCAGUAUCCUAUAGAAUGUUUACCCAUAUGGACUUUUAUCCAAAGAGGAUUCUAUAAAAUGAAAACAUCUUGGGAUACGGAAUAUGUCUCUGUAAAUUCUCUUCUUAGUGAUUUAGAUAUAAAUGAAAUUUCAUAA